Molecule: messenger RNA, 851 nt
Organism: Neolamprologus brichardi
Lineage: Eukaryota; Metazoa; Chordata; Actinopteri; Cichliformes; Cichlidae
Source: RefSeq, a predicted model, not a curated record
CGGAGCAGAGGAAGCUGGGAAAGGAUCAAGGAAACCUCUAGCAUCGUAGAUAAACACCGUAAAGAGGUGUGAAGCCAGCGGGCACACGGCUGUCACAGUACUAAAAGAACAGUAAAAGAGUCCGACUGAGUUCUCCAUACAGCGAGGGUCAACAUGUCUGAGACAUACGACUUCCUGUUUAAGUUCCUGGUGAUUGGCAGUGCUGGGACGGGGAAAUCCUGUCUCCUCCACCAGUUCAUUGAGAACAAGUUUAAACAGGACUCCAACCACACCAUCGGUGUGGAGUUUGGGUCUAGAGUGGUCAACGUUGGAGGAAAGACAGUCAAACUGCAGAUCUGGGAUACUGCUGGCCAGGAGCGAUUUCGGUCUGUUACACGCAGCUACUACAGAGGAGCAGCUGGAGCACUUCUUGUCUACGAUAUUACCAGUCGAGAGACAUACAAUGCUCUGACUAACUGGCUGACAGAUGCACGGACACUGGCGAGUCCCAACAUUGUUAUUAUCCUAUGUGGCAACAAGAAAGACUUGGAUGCAGACAGAGAGGUGACCUUCCUUGAAGCUUCACGCUUCGCUCAGGAGAAUGAGCUGAUGUUUCUAGAGACUAGUGCGCUAACAGGUGAAAAUGUCGAGGAGGGUUUUUUGAAGUGCGCUCGCACCAUUCUCAACAAGAUAGAUUCAGGCGAGUUGGACCCAGAGAGGAUGGGUUCAGGUAUUCAGUAUGGAGAUGCUUCGUUGAGGCAGCUGCGACAGCCCAGAGGCACCACAACACAGAAUAAGCAGCAGUGUAAUUGCUAGGGGUCGGGACCCACCCUAACCCCAGCCCACAGGCCCACACAGACAGAACUCCCCCU